Molecule: messenger RNA, 1103 nt
Organism: Solanum dulcamara
Lineage: Eukaryota; Viridiplantae; Streptophyta; Magnoliopsida; Solanales; Solanaceae
Product: plant cysteine oxidase 2-like
Exons: 5
Coding region: 79-939 (286 amino acids)
Molecular function (GO): oxidoreductase activity, acting on single donors with incorporation of molecular oxygen, incorporation of two atoms of oxygen
Source: RefSeq, a predicted model, not a curated record
AGGAUGCCCAUUAAGAUUUGCAGCAAAUUGCAACACUAGAUCUCAAAUUUAAUUUUAUGCGCUAAUUAAUUUUCCUGCAUGAAUAUUGGGAGGAUUUUGCUAAGUAAAAAAAGUCUACCAGGACAUAAUUAUUCUCAUAGAAGGAAGAAGAGAAGGAAGAAGAGGAUGGAAUCUGAAAAGAGAAAGAGAUCAAGGGAGAAUAAUAAUAAUAAUAAUAUGGUUCAAAAGUUGUAUGAUACUUGCAAGCAAGUAUUUGCAAAUGGUAAGGCUGGUUAUGUGCCUCCUCCCCACGACAUCCAACGACUAACCUCCUUACUGGAUAGUUUGGAACCAAAAGACAUCAUGUUUACUGCACCAAGCUUGGAAUUUUCGUGUACAAGUCCUGGAACCAAGGAAUCUCCUCUUGUCACUUACAUUAAGCUCCAUGAAUGCAACAAAUUUUCGAUAGGGAUCUUUUGUUUGCCACCUUCAGGGGUAAUUCCUCUUCAUAAUCAUCCUGGCAUGACGGUGUUCAGCAAGCUACUAUCAGGAACCAUGCACACCAAGUCAUACGAUUGGGUGAAAAAUCACGACCAGUUUAACCAUUAUGGCGGGCAAGAGGAAUGUAGGCUGAGGCUGGCAAAAGUACACGCUGACGCAGACUUCAGUGCACCAUGCAAUGCUACAGUUCUAUUUCCAGAAUCAGGAGGAAAUAUGCAUUGCUUCAAGGCUCUAACACCAUGUAUCCUACUUGAUGUUUUAGGACCACCCUACUCUGAAGCUGAAGGCCGUCGUUGUACAUAUUAUCAACAUUACACCUAUCAUAACAUUACUUUUUCCGAUGUUAAAGAAAUGGAGGUGGAAGAAGAGGAGACAAGAUCAUAUGCAUGGCUUGAAGAACUAAACAAACAGUUCGUUGUGUUGGGAGGAACAUAUGAAGGUCCUACAAUUAAAAAAUAAAUUAAACACCCUAGUGUAAAAUUGUCUACCAAAAUAAUAACUAGCAAAUGUAUAUAUAUUUUGUAUAUUAUUGUAUGGUAUACAUAUAAUAUACAUUCUUGAUACAAAAUACCAUAUUUUUUUUAUAUAUACAUUUGGCUAGUGAAUAAAAUUAUUUUGACCGA